Arachis duranensis is the source of this 1225-nucleotide messenger RNA. RefSeq lists its product as uncharacterized. Gene Ontology annotation, cellular component: mitochondrion. Lineage: Eukaryota; Viridiplantae; Streptophyta; Magnoliopsida; Fabales; Fabaceae. The record is from RefSeq and is a predicted model, not a curated record.
CUAAAGUCUUAAACCCUCGGAAAAACUCCAUGUCCCGUUUUCCUGUUUUGUUUAAGCAAUUUUCGUGAUCUAACACUCCACUCUAAAUGUUUACCUGAAGAAGAACCAGAAGAAGAUGAUGCAUCUCAAACGAUUUCAGUUUGUUCGCACGCUUUACCGUGCUUCUUCUUCUUCUUCCUCCUCCUCAUACCUGCUCGGUAGUAGCUGCAGGAGCUAUUCCAGUGCUCUAUCCGUUCUGAGCGUAGUUUUAGGAGCUUCUAUCCUCAUUUGUAUAAUGGAUACAAUGAAUUUUCCUUGGCUAGUGUUAAGGCUUUGACUCUCAGGUCUACAAUGGCUGCGGAGUUGUCUCUUUUCAUGAACGAUAAGAGGCUUUUAUCAACUCAAGUAAAAAGCGCUCCCCCUCAUGCAAGACCAGUGGGACAACAAAUAGCAUUAACGAGCCCUGGAUUUGUCUAUGAACCUUACAAACCUCGUGAAAAAAUCCCACUUUGGAAGAGAUUGUUCACUAGAACUGGUUGGAGAAGAACUAAAGAAGACAUGAUUCUGGAGGUAAUGAUGCUCAUCACUUAUGUAUCUGGUUGCAUAAAUUAUUUCCGCUCUUUAGAGCCUAUGUAUAGAAAACAGAAAUUCUACAAUGAGGUUGCCAAUAUCUACAAGGAGUUAAACACUCUAAUAGCUAAUGGUGACAAAAAGACGUUAAGGAAAGUAGUUACGGAGAAUAUGUUUUCUGCACUAAAGAAUGAAAUUAAGCAAAGAGAAUCUGUGUGGAGCAAGGUAUACUGGGAAAUGGUUCAGCCUGUUGUGAGCAUACGAACAUUGCGUGCUCGUUUGAUUGGUGUCGAUAGAAAAGACCAUGAUAAAGUAUUUAUUCAGCUUACUCUAGAGAUUAUGGCUAAGCAGAAGUUUGAGGCAUACGACUCAAAAGGUGCUGUUGUAGCUGGUGAUAAAAAUAAGGAGGUUCUUGUCUGUGAUAUAUGGGUUUUUGAGAAGUCUCUAUUUCACAAAGGAUCAUAUUGGCGUGUUUGUGGACGAUUAUCUACAAAAGCAUCAUAGCUAUAUUCUAGCCAUUCCAAUGUUGUAACUCAUGAGUCCUGCCUGAACUGAAUUCUUAUAUUGAUUUCAUGAAUAAAACUAUGUAUAGGUGUAAACCUAUCCAAAUUUUGUUCAUUCAACAGAAUUCAUUUCAAGACUUCUAUUUAUUUAUUUAUCAUUUUUAAUUUUUCUA